Molecule: messenger RNA, 1138 nt
Organism: Drosophila teissieri
Lineage: Eukaryota; Metazoa; Arthropoda; Insecta; Diptera; Drosophilidae
Exons: 7
Coding region: 100-1131 (343 amino acids)
Source: RefSeq, a predicted model, not a curated record
AGAGGCGGCAUGUAACGAAAUGAAUCCGCUUCCAACGAAUCGAGGUGACAUGUAAGUACCUGGCGCACAACAGAUCAGUUGCGUUCUCAGAGUGGCGGCAUGAGGUCUACAGUUCUGGUACUUCUUUGGCUCGGAGCCAUUAGAGCGGCGGUUGGAAAUCAAACCCAUCUGGUGGAGUCCUCUUUGGAGAAUCGCAUUCUAUCGCGGCGUGUGCGCGCUUUGAUCUUUCCGGACAAGGCUGCUGUUCUCCUGACCGCCGCCCUCACCAAACUCAUUUUGGGCGGACGACCAAGUGGACUUCAGUACAGCCUUGAGUUUGAUAUGUAUGUUCCGGUUCCCGACUCCAUUGAGGGUUGGCAGCCCAAGAUUCUGAAGAGGAUGAAGCCGAAGCCAAUGCCAAUGCCAAAGCGCCGCUAUGAUUGGUCUUAUAGCAAAGGACCUGGAAGCUACUAUUCAAACUAUGCGGGGCCAUACAGAAAUGGUCAGUACAAAAGCCCCGCUAUUAAUAACGUACCUUUCUACCAAACUAAAUCGAGCCCUGCUUUUACUAAGGAUUCAUUUUAUCAAACUCCUUGGCAUUUAUCCACGCCCACCUACCGCAAUCAAACUCCUUGGCAUUUAUCCUCGCCCACCAAUCGCAAUCAAACUCCUUGGCAUUUAUCCUCGCCCACCAAUCGCAGGCAAGAGGUCUACAAAUCGAGACCCACAUUGAACAGAGCCUCAUUCUAUCAAACCCCGUGGAGCUUGUCUGCAAAUCAGAAGAACUCAAAUCAACCGAAGGAAGAGGUUUACGAAUCCUGGGAUCAAGUGCCUAGUUGGAAGUUGCAUCGGGGAUACAGAGAGCGCAGGGAGAUUUUCGAUCAGUUUGAGGCCAUGGGAAAAGUUUUUCAGUUGGACCUGAGGUCCUGUAUCAAGAGAGCCAUGUGUGAGCUAAGGGCCAAAUUAAAUGCUGGUCAAGAUCAGGGUUUUCUCAUGGAGGACCUAAUGCGCAUUGUGCUGACAGUUCCCGAAGAGGUGACCGAUGACAAGUACAGGCAUCGCAUGGAUAUCCAGGACUGUGCCCGAUUCUACGCCCCCAGUUGCCCGUACAAUGUUCUGGACUUCCUUACCCAAAGUAGUGCAAAAUUGUAAACGUAGU